UAGCCAAGCCCAGUUCCUGCAAGUGUUCAUUGUAUGUUUUAGCCUCCAGUCCUCCAAUUGGGCCAAAAGACGAAAGUAGCUCAGGCCCGUUUGAAAGCCGCCGCCGCGGCCAUGGAGAGCCCCUCUUUCGACUGCAAUUUCCGCGUGGCCUCCCAUCCUCCGCGGCCUCCCAGCUUCACCUCAGCAAGGGCGGAGCUACGGCGGCGGCGGCGGCUGCCGCCACGCGAAGCCCCCUCCUCCUCCCUCGCCGCCGCUCCGCCCUCCGGCCCCGCAGGAACAAAAGAGGCGGAGGCCGCGGGGAAAGCCGCCACGGCCAGAAGCGGCGGCGGCGGCGGCGGCGACAAGGCCUCCUCUUUCCCUCCCUCCCUCCUUCCUGCCCCUCCCUCCGCGGCCGGAGGGUCCCGCGGCCUCGAGGCGUUUCCGAGGUGGUUUGAUUGAAGACUCCUGUCUCCUUUGUGCAAAGAUUUGACACAGAACUUUUUCAGUCAAGGGUACGAUCAGCUGAGAAAGCAAUGAAUGAGCCAAGAGCUGCAGGGACAGAUCGGGAGCCAAAAGGAACAGAAAAAAACCCCAGUGCAAUUCAUCGCCAGCAUAAGAAGGAGCGCCUGGGAUGGGGAGCGUCACAACAUUGCCAAAGGGAGACCUGUCACGGGAUGCAGGAGCGCUGGGAAGCCCAGCUCCAGCAGUUCCUGAAAUCUCUGCAGCCCAUUUUAACAGGACGGGGAAGCUCUGGGAUGUCCGAGGCUUCUCCCUGGGAGGACACCAAGGAGUUUCUGGCCUCCUUUGAGCAAGUGGCCAAAGCUUGCCGAUGGCCUCGGGACCAGUGGGCAGCCCAUCUCCUGCCAGCCCUGAGCGGAGAGGCAGAAGAGGCCUUCCGAGGCCUGGAAGCCAGAGACCAGGAAAACUAUGAGAAAGUUAAGGCCGCCAUCUUACGGGGGGAAGCCCUGAGAACGGAGAGGCAGCGGCAGCACUUUCGGCAAUUCUGCUGCCAAGUGGUAGAGGAUCCCCGGAGGAUCCACAGCCAACUCCAGGAUCUUUGCCGCCAGUGGCUGAAGCCGGAGAGACGCACCAAGGAGCAGAUCCUGGAGCUGCUGAUCCUGGAGCAGUUCCUGGCCAGCCUCCCACCGGAGCUCCGGAGUUGGAUCCAAGCCAGGAGGCCGGAGUCGUGUUCCCAGGCGGUCGCCUUGGUGGAGGACUUCCUGAUGAGUCAACAGCGGGCCAAAACCAGGACUUCUCAGGGGCGUUUAAAGGAAAAACCUGUGGAUUUCCAACCAGUAGUUGCAGAGACAGAGCCCCUGAAUGCCACAAAGGGACCUGUCUACGGUGAAACUGAUCCAAAUGUGGAGGCCAAUUUGCUGGGCAAUGGACCGAAAUACCCAAGUCCCUCUCCUUUGCCAUUUCCUGAAGGAGAAGAAGUGGGCCAGACUGGUGGGAAAGAGGGAUCCAAGGAUAUCAAGGAAACUGGAGGGUCUUUGCAGAUCGUAAAGCAGAGCGUGACCCAGCCAGGCCAGCAGACUAUGCUGUGGCACGUCCUGCAGGAAGAGGAUGACACAAAUACGGAUAUUUUGGGGGACGAAAUGGGAAAGUACAUCAAGGUGGAGAUUCCUCAGUGUGGAGAAGCUGAAACAGAGGAUAACUCCAGGACGGGGCCACAGAUUGGCUACGACCAGGUGCCCGUCAAACAUGAGAGGCUGGAAGGACGACCUGAAUCACGAGAGCCCCAGGAUGGAUCGCCAGUCGGGACAGGAAAGGACUGUUUUGAGCUAGGAGAAGUUCAUUGGAAGAGAUACCAGAGAAUGUCCAUUCUGAAUUCCUCCCACUUUCCUAGAGAGGUCGGCCAUGAGAUCCCAGAAGUCUUCCCAAGCCACCCUCCUCCUGCAAAGAAGCCCCGGAGCGGUCCGGAGCACAGCGUGGUGUGGGACCACUUUGAGUUGGAUUCGGAGGACCCCUGCUAUGGCAUCUGCACUCACUGCAAGAGACGGGUCAGCCGAGGCAAGAACUCAAAACAUUUUUCAACAUCUGGGCUGCUGAAACAUCUGCAACGGCAUCACGGCAAUAUCGUUCUAGCUGCCAUCGCCACGACGCAAGCCAUGUUGCCGACUAGCAGCAAGUCGAACGGAUCUGUUGUGAUGCCAAGUGCUUUGCCCCAGUGCUGGAUGAAGCAGAAGUCAGCUGGUAAAAGGCAGCCUGGUCCAAAACCAUCGGAAGUGACCCGUGCUAUUGCCCAGAUGAUGGCUGUGGACGACCAGCCCUUCAGCAUGGUGGAAGAGGCAGGUUUCCAGCACCUCCUGAAGUUGCUUGCCCCCAACUAUAAAAUCCCAUCGGGUACCACCUUCAGCCGACAGAUCAUGCCCUCCCUGUAUCAGGCCUGCAGGGAGGAGGCCUUGGGGAUGCUUCAAACCCCAGGACCCCCUGCCAGUGUGAACGUGAGCUCCGAUGAAGUCUGCCCGGGAAGUCUUCCGUUGGGAAUGAAAGCAAUGAAGGAGGGCGUUUUUGUAGAGUCCAGAUUGGAAGUGGACCUUCCAGAAGGAUAUGGAAAAGCCACCCCUCAUCUUACGUUAGAAGGCAAGAUCAAGCGGCUGGGAUGGGUAGCAUCACAUGAGAACAAUGGGGAAUCUUGCAAAGUGAGACAACAGCGCUGGGAGGCCCAGUGGCAGGAGUUCCUCAGGACGGGAAGAGGAGGAAACUCCCUGCUGAUGUCGGAGGCUUCCCCCUGGGAUGACCCCAAGGCCUUUCUGGCCUCCUUCGAGCAGGUGGCCACAGCCUGUCGGUGGCCCAGAGGACAAUGGACGGCCCGUCUCCGGCCAGCUCUGAGCGGAGGACUGGAAGAGGCCUUCCGGACCUUGGAAGACCGAGACCAAGGGGAUUAUGGGAAGGUCAAGGCGGCCAUCUUGCGGAGGGAAUCCCUAAGGUCGGAGAUGCAACGCCAGCAUUUUCGGCAGUUCUGCUGCCAGGAGGUGGGAGACCCCCGGAGGAUCCACAGCCAACUCCAGGAUCUUUGCCACCAGUGGCUGAAGCCGGAGAGACGCACCAAGGAGCAGAUCCUGGAGCUGCUGAUCCUGGAGCAGUUCCUGGUCAGCCUCCCACCGGACCUCCGGAGCUGGAUCCAAGCCAGGAGGCCGGAGUCGUGUCUGCAGGCGGUGGCCCUGGUGGAGGACUUCCUUCGGAGCCAGGAACAGACCAGAUCAGGGUCGUGGCAGGGUUCCUUAAAGGAAGAGCGGAUGGAUUUCUUACAUGUGGAGGGAAAACCUCUGGAAGCUACGAAGAGAGAAAAUGAUGAGCUAGAGAAGGACUGCGAAGCGGGGACUGAGCCAGCCCUCCCAACAGACCAGGAGCAGGGUGGAAUCCUAGAUAUUUGGGAUGAUGUAAGAGAGCGUGAGGUUAAUGAAGAGAACUCAUAUUAUGGACAAAAUGCAUUGGAAGAAAAAUACAAAAUAACUCCUCAGACAAGCUACAAGAAUAAGGAAGAGAUUGCAGAAAUGCAGGAGGAAGGAGCAGAGUCUGAAAACCAGCAGAGGACAGAAAAAGAGGAGAGACAGAAAGAAUGUACAGACUCCCUUAUCCAAAAUACCAGUAAGUCCAAUACGGAAGAAAUGCCUGUGUACUCCAGAUACGGUAGAAGUUAUCGCUAUAGAGUAGAACGUGAUGUAAUCCAUUCCAGCCAAGAUUAUGACGAACGUCCCAAUUCAGAAGAGAACGUCCAGUGUAAUUCCUCAAUUAGGCUACGGGAGAAAGCCAAAAUAAGUGAGAAAAUGCAUGCAUUCUUUGAACGCGGGAAAGAAAGUCACUAUCAGAACGAAGAACCUCGUCAGUCUUCUGAACGUGAGAAAAAGGUUACUCACGCGGACUCGCCGAGCAGAAUUCCAACCUGCCCGACAGAAAACAGACAGUACGAAUGCUCGCAGUGCGGGAAACGCUUAAGUACAAGAAGGAAUCUGAAAUUACACCAGAGAUGUCACACCGGAGAAAAGCCGUACAAAUGUUUUCAGUGUGGGAAGUGCUUCAGCCAGGCUGGAUGUCUGAAGACCCACCAAAGAUUCCACACGGGGGAGAAACCUUACAAGUGUUCUCAGUGCGGGAAAUAUUUCAGGCAGGUGGGAUAUCUGAAGACCCACCAAAGAUUCCACACAGGAGAGAAACCUUACAAAUGUUCUCACUGUGAUAAAUACUUCAGUCAGUCGGGCUAUCUGAAGACCCACCAAAGAUUUCACACCGGAGAGAAACCCUACGAAUGUUCGCAGUGUGGGAAGGGCUUCAGUACGGGAAUUAACUUAAAGAGACACCAGAUGAUUCACACCGGAGAGAAACCCUACGAAUGUUCACAGUGUGGGAAGUGUUUUAGGCAAGCAGGAAAUCUAAAGAGCCAUCAAAGAACUCAUACCGGAGAGAGACCCUAUCAAUGUUCUUAGUAUGAGAGGUAACUCAAUUGACAACAAUUGAGACCGCCUCCUGCCGAUUACCUCCCAUAGACCGAUUAGAUCUCACAGGUUAGAUCUCCUCCGGAUUC
This is a messenger RNA of Thamnophis elegans (Western terrestrial garter snake), 4507 nucleotides long. RefSeq lists its product as uncharacterized. The record is from RefSeq and is a predicted model, not a curated record. Gene Ontology annotation, molecular function: RNA polymerase II cis-regulatory region sequence-specific DNA binding; DNA-binding transcription factor activity, RNA polymerase II-specific. Lineage: Eukaryota; Metazoa; Chordata; Lepidosauria; Squamata; Natricidae. Gene Ontology annotation, biological process: regulation of transcription by RNA polymerase II. The coding region runs from base 513 to 4409 and encodes 1298 amino acids. The transcript has 11 exons.